UUCCCAAAUUUUCCCCUUCUGCUGCAGCUCCUAUCCAAAACAUCUAUCUAUAGUACGGAGCACGAGAGAGAGAGAAAGAUGUUUAACUCGGUGAAUCUGGGCAACUUCUGCUCCCAGACGCGCAAAGACCGGACAUCCGAGUUUGGGGACAGGACGGGCUGUGCGUCCAAUAUCUACCUCCCCAGCUGCACCUACUACGUCCCCGAGUUUUCUGCCGUCUCCUCGUUUCUUCCACAGGCCCCGUCCAGACAAAUCAGCUACCCCUAUUCCACAAAUCUGUCUCAAGUGCAGCCGGUACGGGAAGUUUCUUACGGCUUGGACCCUGCUAGUAAAUGGCACCACAGAAGCAACUAUGCGUCGUGCUACUCGGGAGAGGAUCUGGUGCAUAGAGACUGUCUUCCACCAUCCACCAUGACAGAAAUGCUUAUGAAGAACGAGAGUGUGUACAGCCACCACCAUCACCAUCACACCCAUCCGGGCUCCAAUCACCCUUCCACAGGUUUUUAUUCCGGCGUGGGGAAAAACAAUGUCCUCCCGCAAGGUUUCGAUCGCUUUUUUGAGACGGCGUACUGCAGCAGCACGGACAAUCAGUCAGACAAUUGUUUACAAAAGGGUGAAGGGGAGAAGCUGGAAAGCGACUCCCAACAGCAGCAGCAACAGCAACAGCAGCCCACGGCGUCUGUACCCGGAGCCGCGGAGCAGGAAAAAGACCCAGAAGAUGAGGAGGAACACACAAAUUCAGGCUCAUGUACGUCUUCCUCUGCAACAACCAAGGACGGCAACGCCAGCAAGAGCAGCCACUCGAGCGCUCCUCGAACAAGGAAGAAGCGGUGUCCAUAUUCCAAGUUUCAGAUUCGAGAGCUGGAGCGGGAAUUCUUCUUUAACGUUUACAUCAACAAAGAGAAAAGGCUUCAACUUUCCCGAAUGUUAAACCUCACCGACCGCCAGGUUAAAAUUUGGUUUCAGAAUAGAAGAAUGAAAGAGAAGAAGCUGAGCAGAGAUCGCCUCCAGUACUUCUCUGGAAAUCCCCUAUUGUGAGCAGGAGCAGAGAGUGUCACAGUGUGGGACGGUGGCAUUUAGGCCCCCUCUUAUCUCACUGAGUUGUCACUGUGGGCAUACCCAUUUUCUAAGGCAGCCCACAUCACCAACAGUGCAAUGCUAAAGUGGACAGUGGCAGAAAUAGGCCUGCAUGGGAUAAAAAUCGCCAUUUUCUUAUAGCCCUACGGGCGGCGUUGAAUUUCUAGCUGGUCCCCAGAAAAAGGCCUACACGAUUAGAAUAAUCAUUUAUAUGCUGUUCUUGAAUAUGUCCCUCUAUUUAUCAUGAUUCUUCAUUGUGUUUAUUCUAUUGUUCACAUAUUUGUUAAAAACAAUAUGAAAUAUAACAAGCAUUUUGAAUCCUUUAUUGCGCAGACAACUUUUAGCUCUCAUCCCCAGCUCUGGUCUUUGUAUAUAGCUUAUCCCCAUCUAAUUAUUUCUUUACCGGAGUACGAGCAAAUUAUAGGAAAUCUUUAAUUCAGCUGCAUAUUUCGCCAUUGAGAACUGUGACGUCCAAUCUGUGAAAAAAAAAAGUAUAUCCAACUGUACAGAGUAGCCUAUGCAAUGUGCUAUCAUGACUGUAAAUAACCGUAUGUUGAAUUUCCUUUCCGCUAUCCCUGCUGCUAUUUUUCAGUACAGUGCCCAUUCAACUCUAACAGCUUUAACGCCAACACUUGUUAAAUUAUUUGCUUAAAGCGUUGCUGCUUUCGAUUCCAGAGAGCAGAUUGUCGGCCUGUGUAUCAUUAACAUAAUACCUAUGAAAUAAACAGAAAAUCUA
Molecule: messenger RNA, 1813 nt
Organism: Pundamilia nyererei
Lineage: Eukaryota; Metazoa; Chordata; Actinopteri; Cichliformes; Cichlidae
Gene: hoxc11a
Product: homeobox C11a
Exons: 2
Coding region: 79-1038 (319 amino acids)
Biological process (GO): regulation of transcription by RNA polymerase II; anatomical structure development
Cellular component (GO): nucleus
Molecular function (GO): RNA polymerase II cis-regulatory region sequence-specific DNA binding; DNA-binding transcription factor activity, RNA polymerase II-specific
Source: RefSeq, a predicted model, not a curated record